Messenger RNA from Leptidea sinapis, 1284 nucleotides. Its product is annotated as serine protease snake-like. Gene Ontology annotation, molecular function: serine-type endopeptidase activity. Gene Ontology annotation, biological process: proteolysis. The transcript has 9 exons. NCBI's taxonomy places the organism in Eukaryota, Metazoa, Arthropoda, Insecta, Lepidoptera, Pieridae. The record is from RefSeq and is a predicted model, not a curated record. The coding region runs from base 77 to 1189 and encodes 370 amino acids.
CUUGUAUGGCAAAAGCAAUCAGUGCCCUCGAGACGAACCAGUCCUAUACUUGUUUGUCUGAGAUUUAACUAAAACAAUGAUUAUAAAUAAAUUAUUAUUUUUAGGUUUCAUUGAAGUGAUAGCUGGUUCAGACUAUAUACCAAAACACAGUUAUAAAUUGCAGACUAUUGAGAGUGGCCGUAUGAAACGUGAUAGUAAUGACGGUAACACAACGAAUCCAUGCACACCCUACGAUCCUCCCAUGCCGAAUUUCUACGAAAAAGCAAGCAGAGUAAGCGAAGAAAAAUGCUUCGAAUAUAUUUGGAAAUUAAAAGUACGCGCUGAUGUGGAAAAAAGACGUUGGGACUGUGUAAUUUGGCGCCACCAUAAUAGUGACGAAAAUGGUCCCCACUCGGCAAUCGGAGGAAGAAAUACGGAACCUGGAGAAUUUCCACACAUGGGCGCCUUAGGAUGGAGAGCCAUUGCUGGAACUUGGAUAUUUAAAUGUGGAAGUACAUUGAUAAGUGAAAAUUAUCUGCUAACUGCCGCUCAUUGCUCCCAAACGUCAUCAGGUGAUACAACAGUUGCUGACACACGACCAGAAAUUGUAAGACUCGGUGACAAGAACAUUGUUGAUGUAUUCUACAAUGGACAAAAGCCCUUAGAUGUGAAGAUAAAACGCAUAGUAAAUCAUCCAAAUUUUAAACCUCCUAAGAAAUACUUUGAUAUUGCUAUUGUUGAACUUGCAAGGAGUGUGAUAUUUACCAAAUACAUACAACCGGCGUGUCUUUGGAGUGAUUUUGAUACAACAAGACUUGGAGCUCAAGCUACUCUUACUGGUUGGGGAGUUAUUGAGACCGCGGGUAGAAAAACAUCACCAGAGCUACAAGCUGCAGUAGUGGACAUCAUUGACUCAGGUCUCUGCGAUAGACUUCUGCGUCCCUCGUGCAAUAGACAUUGGUGUGGCUUGGAGUCUCAUCAGAUUUGCGCUGGGAAACUAGCUGGAGGAGUUGAUGCCUGUCAGGGUGAUUCAGGUGGUCCACUACAAGUAAAAAUUCCUUUGCCAAUAAUCUCUCAAGGUUCCAUGCAUUAUAUAAUUGGAGUUACAUCAUUUGGUAUCGGAUGUGCCAGACCCAAUUUGCCCGGUGUCUACACCAGAGUGUCGAACUUUGUCGACUGGAUCGAGGACAUCGUCUGGCGUGGACUUUGACAAAAUUCCUGAUGACUUUACAAUUCUUAGAAACAAAAAAUAAUCAAAAUGACAUAUGAGGAACAUAUUUUCAUGGAAAUAAAAUUUAAAAAAGG